Molecule: messenger RNA, 1564 nt
Organism: Durio zibethinus
Lineage: Eukaryota; Viridiplantae; Streptophyta; Magnoliopsida; Malvales; Malvaceae
Source: RefSeq, a predicted model, not a curated record
GUGGUUAUAUAUAUAUAUAAGAAGAGAAAACAACAUUAUCAACGAGGCUUCCAUGUCACUUCCCCAUUCUCCUCCGUCCAUUUGCUUCUUUCUUAAGUAACCCAUCCCUUGCCAGUGCCAACCCCAUGAGAGACGUUCACAUUUCCUCUCCCAAUUCUUAGUCAAGCUCUUUCUCUUUCUUUCUCAAUUUGCCUUCGAAAACCCGAAGGAAAAACCAUCAAACCUCUCCAUUUCUUCAGCUUAAUUUCGAAUGGCUGCAACAGCAACAACAACCCAAACCCAACCUCCAAACCCUUUACUCAAAGCACCCAAAGGACCAGCACGAUCAAAGCUUGUUUGUUUCUCUUUUGCUGCUUAUUCCAAAACCGUUAUCGACUAUCUUAAAUCUCUUGAUAUUCCAAUCCUCCCAGGCUUAACUGACCAGGAAUUCUCCUCCAUUGAAUCGACUUUCCAAUUCACUUUCCCUCCUGACCUUCGCUCUAUCCUCCAAGAAGGCCUCCCUAUCGACCCUUCUUUCCCAAACUGGCGAUCUUCUUCUCCUCAACAACUUAACAUUCUCCUUAACCUCCCUCUCUUGUCUCUCUCCAAGAACAUUACGUUCCACAACUUUUGGUCUGAUUCUUGGGGUCCUAAACCGUCAAAUUCUAAUGAAGCUUUGGCUUUGGUUAAAAACUUAUUACAAAAAGCACCUCUUCUUGUUCCUAUAUAUAGAAACUGUUAUAUCCCUUCGACGCCAAACGUGGCUGGAAACCCUGUUUUUUACGUUGAUGGAGAGGAAGUCAGAAUCUUGAGCUUUGAUAUUACUAGGUUUUUUCAAGAAGUUGAAUUCUUGAGAAGAGGUGGGGUUGUUAAGCCUUUCAUGAGGAAGAAAACCAAUAGUGUUACUAACAAUGUUCCAGCUUGGGCAGCGACCGCGGCACGGAGGAUUGAGUUUUGGACAGAGGUGGCUAAAAGAGGAAAAAAAGUGGUGGCGCGUGGGGUCACGCGAGGGUGGUGGAGUUCGGGUGAGGUGGAGGGGGACUCAGGGUUAGGGAAAUGUAUGGAGGAAGCGUUUUGGAGAUUGAGGGAGGGAGGGUGGAGAGAGGAUGAAGUGAGGGAGGCGCUGCUGAUGGACGGCUGCGAACAAAACGAAAACCAGGAAAUGAAUGGGACCCAAUUGGUGAUGGACGGAGAGGAUGCGGCCUGGCACGUAAGGGUUUUGUCAGUUGUGUUAUUACGUGCGGGCUGGAGUAGGGAAGAUGUGGUGUACUCACUUGAUCUCCACGAUGUUAUUGAUACCGACGACGAUGACGACGACGAAGAGCUUGGGAAUGGGAUUUUUAACUAUGCGGAAGAAAAGCCUUGCUUGGAACUUCAACGUCUAAAUAGCUGUUAAUUUGAUGAUGAUCAUCAUCAAAAGAGCAGAAUUAAACAGUUGAUUCACGUGUAGACACUUCAAGUGUGAGGGACCUCACCUCAGCUCAGUAGUUUAUCAUACAAUAUAUAGUAUUUUCCUUAUAAAUAAUAUUCUUAUGCAAACAUUUAAUUAUAUUGUAAAUAAUUUUUUUACAUAAUUACAAAUAGA